AUGGGCAAAGCACCUCGACUGAACAAUGUCUACCUGAUCAGCGUGCUGACAACCAUUGGCGGCCUUAUCCAAGGCUUCGAUGUGUCGAGCAUGUCUGCCAUCAUUGGCACUGAUCAGUACAAGGAGUACUUCCACAAACCCGAUGCUGUUGCACAGGGUGGGAUCACGGCCAGUAUGGCUGGUGGCUCGCUACUUGGGUCGCUCUUCUCAGCUUGGACGAGUGAUCGAUAUGGUCGUCGUGACUCGCUGUUCAUCGCCUGCAUAAUUUGGUUGACUGGUUCGACUUUGAUGUGCGCAGUGCAGAAUGUUCCUAUGCUUAUUGUGUCUCGGAUUAUCAACGGCUUCAGUGUUGGAAUGCUCACGUCGCAAGGUCCCAUUUUGAUUGCUGAGAUCAGUCUUCCUCACCAGCGUGGCAGGUUUCUCUCUCUACAACAGUGGAUGAUAACAUGGGGUAUUCUAAUCAUGUACUUCAUCUCCUUCGGAACAUCCUACAUAAGCAACAACGCAGUAUUCCGCAUCCCCUGGGGUAUUCAAAUGAUCCCAGCGAUUGUUCUCAUGUCAUGUCUCCCAAUGAUGCCUCGUUCACCACGCUGGCUUGCUACACAAGAUCGAUGGGAAGAGGCAGUCGCUGUACUCGCAAGAUUACAUGCCAAGGGAGAUAAUCUUGACCCGGUUGUUCUAGCUCAGACUACUGAAAUUCGCGAGAAGAUUGAACUCGAACGCCAAUACCAAAGUUCAUCCUGGAUGGAGCUAUUCAAACCUCGCAACAUUAUCCGCGUACACUGCGGUAUCUUUACACAUAUUUGGUCUCAAUUGAGUGGAACAAAUGCCAUGAUGUACUACAUUGUCUACAUCUUCCAGAUGGCCGGCCUUGAAGGCAACAAUGCCCUGUUAUCGGCAUCAAUUCAAUACAUCAUCAACGUUGUGAUGACACUCCCAGCACUAAUCUUCAUCGACCGCCUCCCCCGCCGUCGUCUCUUCAUCGGCGGUGCUUUUAUCAUGGCAGUUAUGCAGUUUACUCAAGCAGGUAUUAUGGCUUCGUAUGGAUACCAUGUUCCAGAAGGACUCAAAGGAUCCCCUACAGUCACUUGGAGAGUUUCCAAUGGCAAAGCAUCUAAGGCAAUUAUCGCCUGUUCAUACUUGUUCAUUGCUACAUUUGCGCCCACUUGGGGUCCCUUAGGAUGGCAUCUAACUAUCCUUCUUCGCAGGGCAUACCCACCAGAGAUUAUCCCUCUCUAUAUCCGCAGUAAAUCAGUAUCCCUAGCAACAUUUUUCAACUGGGCCUGUAAUUUUGCUUUAACCUUCUUCACACCACCAGGAUUCAAAAAUAUUCAGUGGAAGAUCUACUGCGUAUUCGGAACGUUCUGCCUUGUUGCCGCUAUCCACGUCUUCCUUCUCUUCCCCGAGACGUGUGGAAAGUCUCUAGAAGAGAUUGAUGAGGUGUUUAAUAACCAAAAUAUCUGGACAUUUAAAACAACGUCCGAGCCGAGCCGCUUCGCAGCUGAUAUUGAACAGGCCAAGGAGGACCUGAGUGCUGGGAAAGCUAAUACGGCUUAUUUCGAGGCCAAGGCAUAG
Molecule: messenger RNA, 1575 nt
Organism: Penicillium canescens
Lineage: Eukaryota; Fungi; Ascomycota; Eurotiomycetes; Eurotiales; Aspergillaceae
Product: sugar porter family MFS transporter
Exons: 8
Coding region: 1-1575 (524 amino acids)
Biological process (GO): carbohydrate transport; transmembrane transport
Cellular component (GO): membrane
Molecular function (GO): carbohydrate:proton symporter activity
Source: RefSeq, a predicted model, not a curated record